Egretta garzetta (little egret) is the source of this 2448-nucleotide messenger RNA. RefSeq names its product C-X-C motif chemokine receptor 5 (gene CXCR5). Gene Ontology annotation, biological process: immune response; B cell activation; lymph node development. The transcript has 2 exons. Lineage: Eukaryota; Metazoa; Chordata; Aves; Pelecaniformes; Ardeidae. Gene Ontology annotation, cellular component: membrane. Gene Ontology annotation, molecular function: C-X-C chemokine receptor activity. The record is from RefSeq and is a predicted model, not a curated record. Bases 61 to 1176 code for a protein of 371 amino acids.
AAAAAAAGAAGAACCUUUGCUGAAACUGCUGGAGGAGAGACGGAUCCUGCCCCUAAAACCAUGGGGCCUGUCAGCUACUCAUCAGAGACCUAUGACUUGAGCCAGGUGGAGCUGAGCGGUUACUACGAAGCCGAGAACACCACCCCGUCUUUGGAGGGCUACUUUUGCUUCAACCCUGCCUCGUCUGUGGUUGGCAACCAGAGAGACCCCUUCAGAAGGGUCUUCAUGCCCCUCAUCUAUCUGCUGAUGUUCGUGUUGGGGACUGUGGGCAACGCCCUGGUCCUAGUCAUUUUAGAGAGGUUCAAGCGGUCUCGCACUACCACGGAAAACUUCCUCUUCCACCUCACCCUGGCCAACCUGGCACUGUUGCUCACCUUCCCCUUCAGCGUGGUGGAGAGCUUGGCUGGGUGGGUGUUUGGGAAGUUCCUCUGCAAGAUCCUCAGCGCUGUCCACAAGAUCAAUUUCUACUGCAGCAGCAUGCUGCUGGGGUGCAUCGCAGUGGACCGCUACCUGGCCAUCGUCUACGCAAUCCACACCUACCGCAAACGCAGAGCUCGCUCCAUCCACCUCACCUGCACGGCUGUCUGGCUCUGCUCGCUGCUUUUGACCUUGCCCGAUCUCAUCUUCAUGGAAGUCUGGACAGAUGACAGCAACCGCAGCAUUUGCUAUUUUCCAGAGGUCGGGAUCGACGGCAACAAUGUCUGGCUGGCGACCCGCUUCCUCUACCACACCGUGGGCUUCUUUGUGCCCCUGCUGGUCAUGUGCUACUGCUACACGGCCAUCGUCCGGGCUCUGUGUCAGUCCCAGCGCCUGCAGAGGCAAAAAGCUGUCCGCGUGGCCAUCCUAGUCACAGGCGUCUUCCUGCUCUGCUGGAGCCCCUACCACAUUGUCAUCUUCCUGAACACACUGACCAAGCUAGAAGCCUUCACCAAGAACUGCCUCCUGGAAGACCAGCUGGACACGGCCAUCAUGGUGACAGAGGCCAUUGGCUUCCCGCACUGCUGCCUCAACCCCAUCCUCUACGCCUUCAUCGGAGUCAAGUUCCGUAACGACUUCUUCCGGAUCCUGCAGGAGCUGGGCUGCAUAAGCCAGGAGACCCUGCAGGAGAUCCUGGAGGUGACGAGGAAGGGCAGCGGGAUCGAGUCUGACAACACCACCUCUAUCUCCACCUUCUAGCUGGGAGAGGCUGCCUGCAGGGCAGAACCAGCCCGGGGCUUGCCUUCCCAGUGGCACACGUGCUGUGACCUCACUCCCAAGUUUCACAAGCAUCCCCACCACUCUCUUCACUCCUCAGAAGACUGAGGUCCAGUAGCCACCAGACACCCAAAUCCCACCAGAUACCUUCCCUGGCUCCUUCUGGUUCUCACACCUGUAGAAAUCCACCUGGCAGACGUUGGCGAACGCUGGCUGUCCGACAGUCACUCUGGCAGGGCCAGAUGAACCUGAGCGGCUCGAACCCGUCGUUUCCACUCUCCCUCGAACAACCGACGGCAGGCAUCCUGUGCACGGAGCCAGGCAGGAGACCGGGGUGCCGGGGCAAGGAAAAAACUGCAGCUAAGUCAAUGUGGAGUUGUGUCAGCGAGCGAGGGCUGAGGACAAAAGCUAAGCAGGUCUCUGUUUUGCCAGCUCAGGUUGGUAGAGACGCGCCCGAAGGAAGCAGCAGGACUCAGUGGCCACGGCAGCUGGAAGGGGAGAUGCAGAUAGGACUGGCAGGGGAUGCAGAGCUCACUCCAACAGCUUGGGCACGCGGUGCUGGACGGUCUCUGGCUGCAAUAUUCCUGCUCCUGCUGCGUGACAUUCCCCUGGCCAGCCACAGCAUGUUGAUUUUCCCAACUUGGUUCGCACCAGGAGGUCCUGCCGUGGCCUCAAAUAUUUGACUGCUGCAGAUUCCUUUCCUGACAUCAGCUGCACCCUUUCCUGCUCACUUGAUCCGUUUUACUGCUGUUAAGAGCUCCAGUCAGUGACUGCUGAACACCUGACUAUGCAAAAGCUUUCCUUUGAAGAAGGCGGCUGUCUGGAGAGAUGGCUUCUAUCUUGUGACUGAGCGCAGGGGAGAUGAACCACACGGCUUUGUGAGGCUCGAAGGUGUAACUUUUGCUUUUGCAGCUAGCUGUACGGCACUUUGUGGGUUCUGCAAGCAAGGAGGCCCAUUGCCCAAGAGUAAGGAAAAGAGCUCAUUUGGGUAAUUUCUGUUCGUUUUGAGCGGGCAGAGCGGGAACGCAGCAUUUUGCUUUGCACCGCGCUUUCCGAUAUUUUUGCUCCACCUGCAUCUACGGGGCUUUUAGAGGUUUAGUGCAUCCAGGUUUACGCAGGACAAACCUGGGAGCUGAUCUUGCCCGGAGCCACGAGUAUCCAGCACUGCUCUGGUCAGGGCUGCUCGAUAACAACUCGGUCCAAAAUAAGAGCGGCAGCUUUCACUGUCGUUAGUAAUUGCACCGCAAGCUGGCA